Aspergillus pseudotamarii is the source of this 690-nucleotide messenger RNA. RefSeq lists its product as uncharacterized. The record is from RefSeq and is a predicted model, not a curated record. Bases 248 to 562 code for a protein of 104 amino acids. The transcript has a single exon. NCBI's taxonomy places the organism in Eukaryota, Fungi, Ascomycota, Eurotiomycetes, Eurotiales, Aspergillaceae.
UAAUUAAAAUAAUGUCUAUAUUAAAAUGAUCGAAAAUAUGGUACAUUUCUCACCAGAAAGGUUAUAACCCCCAACCUCACCAAAUUCAUACCAUGAUACCAUCCCCCAAACCCUAACUAACACCCAUUAUAAACUCCCUAAUCCCAUAUAAAGCUUGAAGAACACGAGGAAUUUCAAUCAAUCCAAUCCCGGAGUUAAACCUCCGCGAAGCAAUCUCAUUACUUUAACUUUUUUGACUUUCCGAUCCAUGGGUCUAGGCUCACCUUUUGAGUUUAGGGUCAGUAGGGAAGGUUUACUAUGGACAUGGUUCUUCUGGCAUGAAGGUGGGUGUACAAGUAUGUAUGUUUCUGAUUCUGGGUCUGGGGGAAUUGCUUUAUGUCCUUGUGACCAGGGAUGCUAUCUAGGUAUGUAUCUAUGUGGGUACAUACCUGUUAAAUUUAUGAGCUGGUCAUUGCGUUUAGGAUUUCUUUGGUGGGAAAUCUUGGAAGAGGCAAGUAUGUAUGUAUGUAUGUUAUCAUCACUUUCUUCUUUUCUUUUAUUAAAAAAAAAAGAAAGAAAGUAAAGUUAAAUAGGAAGAACAAUAAUAAUUGGCCAAUCUGUCAAGCAUAACAAUCCAGAGUUAUACAUCAUUUACAUCACUGGAACCAACACAUACAUACAUGGAAAAAAAAAAAAAAAAGAAAAAAGAAA